GACAGAGGCCACGCUUUGUGCAUGCACGAUAAGACCCAGCGACAUAUAUAAGAGCAAGCGCAGCUGGCAUCCGGGCAGAUCGGGACCCAUCUACAAGCUCUCUUCCUUCUCGACUCUCGCCCACCAUCAGCAUGGACAGAACGUCGGAACCAUCCAUCGACGAGAGCAAGUAUUCUAUUCAAGACUCCGAGAAACGCACUGGCGACAGCUUCAACGACGGCGUCGACUUGUCUGUGGGCGACGAAGCACUCAAGCUCGUUGGCAAGGAGAGAACCGUCCAGUUCACCGAGGAAUACAAUGCGAGGCUUAGGCGGAAGCUGGAUCUUACGAUCCCUCCCCUCUGCGCCGCGGUCUACUUCACCCAGUACCUCGAUAAGACGUCGCUAAACUACGCCAGCAUCAUGGGCUUUCCCAUAACUGGCCAGAAGUACAACCUAGUGUCAAUGGGCUUCUAUCUGGGUUUUCUCAUAUGGGAGUUCCCCACCGUCUACAUAUCGCAAAAGCUCCGCGUCGCCAAGUACCUGGGCGCGAACGUUGUACUAUGGGGCGUAGUCCUAAUGCUGCAUGCCGCCGGCACCUCCUUUGGCGCGAUCUUCGCUUUGCGUAUUCUCCUAGGCAUGCUGGAAAGCUGCGUAGCGCCCAUCCUCAUCCUCAUCAUCUCCAUGUUCUACAAGAAGAAUGAACAAGCCACACGCAUCUCCUGGUUCUACGUUAUGAACGGCCUGACCCAGAUUUUUGGGGGAUUUGUGGCAUAUGGCAUUUCGUUCGACAAAGGACACGUCCUCGCGCCGUACCAAAUAAUCUACCUACUACUAGGCGGCCUGGCCAUCGUAGUUGGCGUCUGCGUGCUCAUCUGGAUGCCCGAUUCGCCCGUGCAUGCCUGGUUCCUGACACCCGAGGAGCGCAUCGCAGCGCUGGAGCGCGUCCGCGACGACCAGGUCGGCACGGAGAACCACAAGCUCAAACGCUCGCAGAUGCGGGAAGCCGUCACGGACGUUCGUACCUGGCUUAUUGUCCUGCUGACCCUCGUCACGGCCAUACCUAACGGCGGCCUGAGCAACUUCAGCAAUCUCAUCAUCAAGAACUUCGGUUAUACGUCGAAGCAAGCCUUGAUAUUGUCCACGCCCUCGGGUGUCGCGCAGAUCGUGUUUACUAUUUUGUGCGGCUGGUACUCGGACAAGAAGAAAGAGCGCAUGCUUCCCGUUGUCAUUUCCGUAAUCCCCACAAUCAUUGGUGCUGCAAUCCUGGUCGGCUUGAACAAGUCAGGCGAGAAGGGCGCCCUUCUAUUCGGUAUAUACCUCACGGGCACCUACGGUAGCGCCUUGGCAGCCAUCUACUCUUACAAUGCGAGUAACACCAGCGGUCACACCAAAAAGAGUACAGUGAACGCAAUGACCCUCUUCUCCUUCAGCGCUGGAAACAUCAUUGGCACGGAGAUCUUCCUCGCCAAGGACGCGCCCGACUAUAUCCCAGGCAAAAUCGCCAUCCUUGUCCUCCUCUCCGGCAGUCUCGUCAUCGCGUUGACGAUUCGAGCGAUCAACUUGCGGAUGAAUACGCGCCGAAAGGAGGCGCUGGUGGCACUCCAGGCGCAGAACGGCUGGACGGACGCCGAUAUGCAACGCGAGCGCGAGCGACAUGCAUUUGCGGACCUGACCGACAAGAAUAACCCGUACUUCGUCUACACGCCUUGAUGCGCGAGGCGAACGUGUGCGUGAUUGAGAGCACGCGUAAGGUGCACAGUCAGCGUGGGGUGGCCUCGUUUAGGCUCGGGUUGCCCUGCGUGUCGCGAUGAGCCUGGCGUCCGCACACGUACUGUGAUCGGCGUGCGCACUGGACGCAAGUUGUCAAGGGGGGUUGGGAGGCUUGCAGUCGUAAUAUACAUACUGUACACUUGAAUUACAUGUUCGAUAGACGGCGG
Messenger RNA from Schizophyllum commune H4-8, 1918 nucleotides. Its product is annotated as MFS general substrate transporter. The transcript has 16 exons. Gene Ontology annotation, biological process: transmembrane transport. Lineage: Eukaryota; Fungi; Basidiomycota; Agaricomycetes; Agaricales; Schizophyllaceae. The record is from RefSeq and is a predicted model, not a curated record. Gene Ontology annotation, molecular function: transmembrane transporter activity. Gene Ontology annotation, cellular component: membrane. Bases 132 to 1691 code for a protein of 519 amino acids.